UACGUGUUGAGCAGGUUGUGUGCAGAGAACAGCAGCGGAGGCUUCCACAGUCCCUGACUACGGCCGGACGGGACCCUGCGGAGGGGUGCUGCCUGUCUCUAAAAAGAGGAUCCUGAGAGAGGAAAGAAUUUUUGUUCCACAUCUAGAAGUUAAAGUCCAGCCCUGGCUUCUCUGAACUCUGCUUCUCUAGUAGAGGAAACGUGAGGAGGAUCGGCAGCCCUAAAACCAUGGCCCAGGUGCCAUUGACAUUCAGUGAUGUUGCCAUAGACUUCUCUCAGGAGGAGUGGGAAUGCCUGAACUCAGCUCAGAGGGGUCUGUACAGAGAUGUGAUGCUGGAGAACUAUACGAAUUUGGCCUCACUGGACUUUGACUUCACAACUGAGACCAACAAGUUAUCUUCAGAAAACAGCAGUUAUGAAGUAAAUUCAUGCCAUCGGGAGACAAUGAAAAGAAGUAAAACCUUCAGCCUCAUGGGCUUUAUUUUCGGAAAUGACCAACAGUGCAGUGUUGAAUUUAGGAGCCAACAGGGACCUAAAGUGGGAUGUUUUAGUGAAGUGACAUUCAGAAAACGUAUCUCCCUUCCUCUUUGUCAGAGAAUUCACACUGGAGAGAAAUCCUAUGAAUGUAAGGAAUGUACGAAGAGCUUUACUAAAUAUUCACACCUUACUGCACAUCUGAGAGACCAUGGUGGUGUGAGACCCUAUGAAUGUAAGGAAUGUGGAAAGACCUUUACAGUUCUUCAGCCUUUUAUUAGACAUAAAAAAGUUCACGCUGAUUUGAAACCCUAUGAAUGUAAUGGAUGUGAGAAGGCCUUUAGGUUUUAUUCACAGCUUAUUCAACAUCAGAUAAUUCAUACUGGUGUAAAACCCUAUGAAUGUAAGCAAUGUGGGAAGGCCUUUAGACGUCAUUCUCACCUUUCUGAACAUCAGAAAAUUCAUAUUGGUUUGAAACCCUAUGAAUGUAAAGAAUGUGGGGAAACUUUCAGAUUAUACCGACAUAUGUGUCUACAUCAGAAAAUUCAUCAUGGCGUGAAACCCUAUCUGUGUAAGGAAUGUGGGAAGGCCUUUGGUCAUCGUUCAAGUCUUUAUCAACAUAAGAAGAUUCAUUCUGGUGAGAAACCAUAUAAAUGUAAACAGUGUGGAAAGGCCUUUGUUCGCAGCUAUCUGCUCAUUGAACAUCAGAGAAGUCACACUGGUGAGAAGCCUCAUGAAUGUAAGGAAUGUGGAAAGGCCUUUAGUAGGGGCUCAAGCCUUCUUAAACAUAAGAGAAUUCAUAGUAGUGAGAAACUCUAUGAUUGUAAGGAAUGUGGGAAGGCCUUCUGUAGAGGCUCUCAACUUACACAACAUCAGAGAAUUCAUACUGGUGAGAAGCCACAUGAAUGCAAAGAAUGUGGGAAGACUUUUAAGCUUCACUCAUACCUUAUUCAACAUCAGAUAAUUCAUACUGAUUUGAAACCGUAUGAAUGUAAACAAUGUGGGAAAGCCUUCAGUCGCGUUGGAGACCUUAAAACACAUCAGUCAAUUCAUGCCGGGGAGAAACCCUAUGAAUGUAAGGAGUGUGGGAAAACCUUUAGACUUAAUUCUCAACUAAUUUAUCACCAGACAGUUCAUACUGGUUUGAAACCAUAUAUAUGUAAAGAAUGCAAGAAGGCCUUUCGUUCUAUCUCAGGUCUUUCUCAACAUAAGAGAAUUCAUAGUGGUGAAAAACCCUAUGAAUGUAAAGAAUGUGGUAAGGCCUUUAAUCGUAGUGAUCGACUCACUCAACAUCAGAGAAUUCAUACCGGUGUAAAACCACACAAAUGUAAGGACUGCGGGAAGGCCUUUACUCGUUGCUAUCAACUUACUCAACAUCAAAGAUUUCACAGAGAUGAGAAAGUCUUAAUAUAAUGAAAGUCGGAAAGCCUUUGGCGGUGGCACAUCCUUUACCAAGAUCACUGUUUCAGCACGUAAUGAUGUUACGGUAAAGGUUAAAUUAUUUCACAUAAAAUAUAAACAUUUGGAAGGGCUGGUACAUAGCAUUUGCUUACUAAAUAUUAUUAUUUUUAUGAUAAUCACUAGUGUUACUUUAAAUAAAUUCUGUGGAAGGAAGACCCUAUGAGAAUAUUUUGAAAAUCUUUCUGUCAGCACUUAUCCAUAUUUUACUUAAGAUAGUUCAUUCUGGACAAAAUCCCGUAGAAAUAAGAAACUUUUAUAUUCAAAGCUCAUGCCCCUGAAGAUUAAUAAUAGGAAGAAACCCUGUGCCUUUGUUGAAUAUUGAGAGUAUAACUGUUGAAAAAUUGGAGCGUGGUUUGAGGAAAUCUUCUUACAAUAAAUUCUAUUCAUACAGAAAACACAAUCCACAUUCUCCACAAUUCAGAGAAAUUAGAAACUAACAAUUGGGUAGCCAAAAGAUAGAUGUUGACUUGAAAAGUUUUCUUCAAGCUUUUGAGUUUUCAAAUUUACAUAAAAGGUAGAACAGUGAUAUAAUGAAGGUUUGUUUGCCCUCCACCUAGGUUCAAUAUAUCUGAUAUCUCUCUCCGUAUGUAUGGAACUGUGUCUGUACAGAUGCGCAUAUAUCAUUCUUAGUACAUACUGACAAUAUAGUACAUAGAUCACUUAGCUGUGCUGUUUGAGUGAAUGUUUAGACAUAACUUCACCUCUAAAAACUCAAUAUAUAACCCCUAGAAUUAAAGAUAACCUUCUACAUGAUCACUAAACCAUUGUUUACCUAAAAAACAUUAACAGUAACCCUGUAAUGUUAUAAAAUAUUCAGUCCAUUUAUAAAUUUGUCCCGUUGUUUAAAGAAUGUUUUCUAAAAGUGCUGGCUUUUUUAAAAGCCAAAAACCAGACUCAGCUCAUAUAUUUUAUAAUAUUAGGGCUUAUUGAGUCUCUUUUGGUCAAGAACUUACCCUCCACCUUUUUUGUGACUUAGACUUUUCGGAGACUCCUGAGAGAGAACCUGUAUGAUGUUGCACAUUCUGUGUUUGUCCUGUUUUGUUUCUUUUUUUGCAAAGUGGGCUUAACUUGUCUCUCUGUUUUGUAUUUAUUGUGAACUGGAGGUUAUGUUUAGAGGCUUGAUUAGGUUUCAGAUUAAACAUUCUUGACAAGACUACUUAGAUAAUAUUGUGUACUUAAUAUUGUAAAAUAUCGGGUGGCAUACAAGUGAAACUGUGUUUGAUCUCUUUAUUCAUGUAUUGGCACCAGCUCUCCAUUGUAUUAGUAUGUUUUUUCUUUGAAAUUAAUAAGUAAUCCAU
This is a messenger RNA of Equus quagga, 3232 nucleotides long. It is a transcript of the gene ZNF404, whose product is annotated as zinc finger protein 404. Gene Ontology annotation, molecular function: DNA-binding transcription factor activity, RNA polymerase II-specific; RNA polymerase II cis-regulatory region sequence-specific DNA binding. The record is from RefSeq and is a predicted model, not a curated record. Lineage: Eukaryota; Metazoa; Chordata; Mammalia; Perissodactyla; Equidae. Bases 228 to 1886 code for a protein of 552 amino acids. The transcript has 5 exons. Gene Ontology annotation, biological process: regulation of transcription by RNA polymerase II.